AUGGAGAAACCAUUAACGGUUAAUCUUGGCAAUAUUCCGGUGUUUGAAAACCAGGAGGGUCUUGAUGCGUUGGCGACGAUCAGCAACAAUAACCUUGGGGCUAGAGACAACACUCCGGACUUGCUAGAAACCUGCAACACAAAGCCAGUGGUUAUACCACGUAAAAAACGCCUCUCUAGGGAGUCUCCACCGGCAAAGCUCACCAAAAAGCAGAAGUUGGAUGGUAGCCCAACAGACACAUUCGAAGCAGAAAUGAAUGUAUCGGUCCCGGCGUGGAUGACCGAGAAACUAAAAACUAUGCCUGAUUUCCGGAGCCCCAUGGGCUCCAAGAGAUCCGGUCUUAAGUACUGUCGAAAGAACCUCAAACCUUUAUUCGCCAACACCCGUGACCCGGAGGACUCCUCUAAUAGCUCUGUACAAAGCGCGUCAACUGGCGAAUCAGAGAAGGAAGAGCGCUUGAGGCCCUCCAAAGCCAGUUUGGAUGCCAGUGCUUCAAAAAGCGGGUCUUCAAGGGCGACAACAUCAAUUGUGGUGAUUGAUGAUGAUGAUAACCCGUUUCCUUCAAUAACCGAAGACUCUGAACACGACCUGAGGAUGAAAGGGGGCAUGGGGGCGUUGUCAUUGAUGAGUCCAUCGGCUCCUGCCUCCAUAGAGGGUAGUCUAGAAAAGCCAGAAGUUGGCAAUCCCGUAGAGGUUGAAAAACAUAAUUCACUAUCCGUCCAGGCUCUGGAGGAAGAGCCAGACAAAUCCAUGAAAUCUGGAAAAGCGGAUUCGGGAAUACUCCAGGAAGUGGAAAGCAAGUUGCAUGAAUCUGAACCGAAAGAUGCGGGCGCUUUAUCAAACGGUAAAAAUCUUGAGGAAGAGGUAAACGUACCUGUAGAGAUUGAACUGCACCAGCCAGGGACGACGCAAGGUGUCGAAAACGCACCGCAUAGUUGUAAACCGCUGAACAGAAACGAACCUGUAUUGGUGAUUAAUGGUGCGGCGGACGGCAUAUUCUCUGCUAAGGGUAAUGAUCCACAGAAGGUUCCUGUAGUUACUGGUCUCAACGAACAAGGCAUUGAGCAUCAGGAAGAAGAACAAUGCGUUGCUGGUAACCCAGAAGGUUCCUCUUCUGAGGAGCCGGGCCUUCAAUCUAUCAUUACAUCAGAUGGUGUUAUUGAUGGCGAGGUUGAUGUCGAGCAUGUUCCUCAUCUUGGUAACACGAAUGAUUCACCACUGGAAAAAGCAGGUGUUUCUGAGGAGAAGGCCUUGAAGGAUAUGGCACAAAAGAAUUUGGUGGAGGUUACGAGGGAAGAAUCAGCCCAAGCCACUCUCAAAGUCCAACAAAACAAGGAUGUCCAACAAAGCCCGGACGAAUCAUUGGACCCCGACGCAGAUAUUUACCUUCCUGAUAUCGCGUUUCCGCGGUAUGAACUUCCAAUAGCACCAAUCCAUCCCAAUGGAGUUGCGCUGAGUCCGGACCCCACUCCGUGGAAUAGAACACCUAGAGAUGAAAGUUCAGUGUCUUCAGACGGGUCUAUGGAUAGCGACAACACAAGACGAAACCUAUGGAUCAAGGAGCAGACUGGGAGCCCCGGUUUAUCCACUGUCGACAGGUCUCGCUGGAGAGAUUUGGAUGCUGGGCCAAGCCGUUUCUCAGGGCCUCGUAUUGUUACACCGCUUCGCGCCACCCCUCUUGAACCUGGAAUGGGCCUGGUAGAUACAAGACGUUACUCUCAACACGAAGGGUUGUGGAACAUGGUCACUAAUGAUUACCUGGCGAAGUUCAAGCGCGUUUCUAAAGAGAAAGAGGAAGAAAAGUUGUGA
Molecule: messenger RNA, 1809 nt
Organism: Morchella sextelata
Lineage: Eukaryota; Fungi; Ascomycota; Pezizomycetes; Pezizales; Morchellaceae
Exons: 2
Coding region: 1-1809 (602 amino acids)
Source: RefSeq, a predicted model, not a curated record